This is a messenger RNA of Thrips palmi, 2499 nucleotides long. RefSeq names its product peptide transporter family 1-like. Lineage: Eukaryota; Metazoa; Arthropoda; Insecta; Thysanoptera; Thripidae. The record is from RefSeq and is a predicted model, not a curated record. Gene Ontology annotation, cellular component: membrane. Gene Ontology annotation, molecular function: dipeptide transmembrane transporter activity. The transcript has 16 exons. Gene Ontology annotation, biological process: oligopeptide transport; transmembrane transport. Bases 450 to 2447 code for a protein of 665 amino acids.
CGGCGUUAGAUAGACGGCACAUCCUUUGACCCGCGUCAGCACCGCGUCACCCGCAAACUGCCCCGGACAGUGCCGCUCCCUGCCUCGUAUUUAGAUAGCGCCGUGAGUCCUGAAAGUCGCCGCGCCAGGACCAGCACCGAGCCGCACUAGUGUGUGCUGCAGCGCGGCCACCUCCAGGACAACACGGGAGGACGUCUCGUCUGAGCGGCGGCCGCCAUGUCGGACGACUGGAAGGACAACGGGGAGGGUCCGAAGCGGACGCCGGCCGAUGGCGACGACCAGGGACCGGGGACGCUGGUCGUUGAGAAAGGUGGCGUGCUUCCCACGGGCCUAGACAAACGGCGCAGCACCGUCGCCGACCCCGAGAAGGCCACCAAGAAACUCAAGUACCCCAAAGUCGUCUUUUUAUCAUCGGCAAUGAGUUCUGCGAGCGUUUUACUUACUAUGGCAUGCGAACGGUCCUGUCUCUGUUCUUGAAAAACUCCCUGAAGCUGGACGAAGACUUGUCCACCAUCAUCUACCAUGUCUUUAGCAUGCUGUGCUACUUCUUCCCAGUCAUUGGGGCCAUCAUCGCGGACAGCUGGCUCGGGAAGUACAAAACAAUCGCUUACCUGUCGGUGGUCUACGCCAUCGGCAACAUCGUCGUGUCUGUCGCCUCGGCCACGUCGCUCAACAUUCCUUCCAAGGAGCUGACGUACCUGGGGCUGCUGCUCAUCGCCAUCGGCACGGGCGGCAUCAAGCCCUGCGUGUCCUCCUUCGGCGGCGAGCAGUUCGCGCUGCCGCAGCAGGCACGCCAGCUCGCCGCCUUCUUCAGCGUCUUCUACUUCUCCAUCAACGCGGGCUCGCUCAUCUCCACCUGGCUGACGCCCGAGCUGCGCACCACGGAGUGCAUGGGCAUGGACACCUGCUACCCGCUGUCUUUCGGCGUGCCGGCCAUCCUCAUGAUCGUGGCCAUCGUCAUCUUCAUCGUCGGCAAGCCCGGCUACAAGAUGGUCAACCCCAAGGGCAACAUCAUGGUGGAAGUCUCCAUGUGCAUCGGGAACGCGAUCAAGAACAAGGUCGGCAGCAAGGAGAAGAAGGGCAACUGGCUGGACUACGCCGACGCCAAGUACAGCGAGACGCUGCGCAACGACAUCCGCGCCGUGCUGCGCGUGCUGCUGUUGUUCGUGCCCCUGCCCGUCUUCUGGGCGCUGUACGACCAGCAGGGCUCCCGCUGGACCUUCCAGGCCAACAACAUGAACGGCCGCCUGGGGUCGUGGGUGGUCAAGCCCGACCAGAUGCAGGUCGUCAAUCCGAUCCUCAUCAUGAUCCUGCUGCCGCUGUUCGAGUCCGUCAUCUACCCCGCUCUGGAGAAGAUGCACCUCCUGAGGAAGCCGCUGCAGAGGAUCGCCACCGGCGGGCUGCUCGGCGCCGUGGCCUUCAUCAUCUCCGGGGUGCUGCAGCUGCAGCUGGAGCCCAACCUGCCCGUGGAGACGACGCCCGGCUUCUCCCAGGUGCGCGUCUUCAACAGCCUGCACUGCAACAUGACGCUGCACGGCGACAUCGGCGGCAGCCAGCAGUUCGGCCCCUACCAAGUGCCCUCCAUGGGCUUCUGGGCCGACACGGACUUCACGUCGAGCGGCGCCCCCCUGAACCUGGUCGCCAGCGGGGACUGCGGCAGCGCCACCUUCAGCCACGAACUGAAGGACGAAGCGUCGCUGUCGUUCAACAUGUACUACUCCGACGCUGCUAAACAAACUGUGGCGUUCAGCGGUCCCUUCGAGGACGACCUGGACAAGGAUGCUUACCCGAAAACGAGGGUGAUGUACCACUUCACAGGCUCUCAGCAGCACAAAGUGGACUUCGUUCUAGACGGCAAGGUCGAGUACUCGGACAGCGUCAGUGGCGUCGGCGCCUCAGAGAAGACCCCCGUCCUGACCCCCGGCCAGUACUCCAUCCGCGUGGAUGACAAGGAGGUUGCCGCCGAGUUCCUUGACGUCGGCGGCGUCUACAACAUCCUCCUCGACGAGACGAACACCGCGAAGCCGGCCAGCAUCCUGACAGUCAUCACCGCCAACACGAUCAACCUGUUCUGGCUCAUGCCGCAGUACAUCGUCAUCAGCGUGGCCGAGAUCAUGGUCUCGGUGACGGGCUUGGAGUUCUCUUUCACCCAAGCCCCGAACAGCAUGAAGUCCCUGCUCUCGUCCGCCUGGCUGCUCACCGACGCCAUCGGCAACGUCAUCAUCAUCCUCAUCACGACCGUCAAGUUCUUCCCCCUGCAGUCCAGCGAGUUCUUCCUGUUCGCCGGCCUCAUGGUCGCCGUCAUGCUCAUCUUCAUCUGGCUGGCCGUGCGCUACGUGCCCGUCCCUCCGCCCCCCUCCGACGAGGACGAGGAGACGACGGACUCCACCGCGUCCACGCCGUCCACCGCCACGCCCCAGGACCACCCCCAGAAGGAAAAGGAAUGAUAUUCGAAAUUGGAAAAAAUAAAGAACCGGGGCACGCGUGUCCCGACAAAUA